AGCAGUUUUUAAUCGUAUCGAAAAGACUGCAAGACCAAACAAUCUAGAGAAGAAAAGCAUCGUUUCAAUAGAACUGUCCAGCAUAAAGUGCAAGUGGUGCAGAGAAGAGAAGGAAUAGAAUAGUAAUGGCGUUGAACUCCACAGCCGUUGCCGCGGCAGCAAAUCACACUCUGCAGGCCGGCGGCGCGGGGUUCAUUCAACAUCAACUGGAAAGCAGCUUUCAAAUGGUUGCCAACUUCGUUGCUGGCGUCUUUGACCUUGUAGAGCAGCGAGUUCCCGUCUUUUUCCUCUGCGCUUUGCUGAUCCUCGUGCCGCUCCUCGCAGGUACCUUUCGCGCUCUCACGCCGUUUGUGGAGAGCAUGUGGAUGGCCUGCACCUCCGUCGGCGGCACAGCGGGUGGUCUCCCGUACAUUCAUCGCAACAUCGAGGUCCGCCUGCCGCCGCUUUAUUUCGUGCGGGUGCCCAACCACAACGUGUUUUUGCAGAACGCCGUUCUGGUCUACGUGUGCCAUCACCUCUGGCGCGAGCACCCGCUGCCGGCGCAGCUGUUAAAGUGCAAGAAGACUGCAGUAGAUUUGAUGGACCCGUACCGAAGCUGGCGGUGCAACGUGCCUGAUUACUCACCUUUUCAAGCCGGUGCCCCGUUGGCCCCACACCACGAUGACGAGCAGAAGUUGAAGCUAAGUGAGCUGGACCGAUUGCGCGUGGUGCGGGUGCCAAUGGACGGGUGGGUGCCGGUCCUGGAAGACAAUAUUGAGCUAUCUUUCCACGAAGAGUCGUACACCCUCGUUGAUUACAGUAAACCGUGGACAAGACGCAGACUGACGCUCCGCUGUCGAGCCACACCAGGGGCCGCCGCUCGCCUUGACGCGUUUGUGAAGCGUGCGCUGGAGCUGUACGCGGAGAACGCCCCUUCGAAGGAGGAGGACGAUGCACGGUGGUUUUACUCGUACUGCGGGGAGGCGGAGGGUAAAGUGUUCUUUCAACAGUACGUUCUGCGCAGCAACAAGGGCUUCGACACGCUGUUCUUUCCGCGGCGCGACGCGACGCUGACGCUGAUUGACCAGUUUGUGCAGCGCCGCGGGCGGUUCGCGGUGGAGGGCUUCCCGCAGAAGCUGGGGUUCCUGCUGUACGGCCCUGCUGGGACGGGACGGCACACGUUCGUGAAGGCGCUGGCUGCGUACACGGGGCGGCACAUCGUGUCGGUGCCGCUGCCCAAGCUGCGGACAAACCAGCAGCUGUACGACAUCUUCUUUGUGCGCGACUUCCGCGCGGAGGAGAACGGGAGCGCGCAGCGGCUGCGGAUGGAGGAUGUGAUCUUCCUGUUCGACGACGUGGACGCGUCGGAGCCUGUGGUGUGCGCGCGUGCUGCGCGGCGCGUUGUGCAGCGUCGUGCGGCUGCGCGGCUGACGGCGCGUGAGGGCGAUGGCGACGGCGACGGCGGUGCGCUGACGAACUGCGUGAUUGAAAUGGACACGUCGUCGUCGCGGCCCGUGCUGCGAGCGGAGGAGAGCGCGCUGCCGCUUGCGAUGCUGAUGGACCUGGUGCUGGGCGGCGUGGCCGCUGCUGGCGGGAGUGGCGCUGGGGCGGGUGGUGAUGCGGGGAGCACGAAGGAGGAGGGCGCUGGCGGUGCGAGCGACGGCGGCCACGGGAAGCGGAAGAAGGGGAAGCGUGACGCCGGCGCGGGUGGUGCGAAGGGCGGCGACGCGGUGGGCCCGGACGCGCUCGGCGGGCACUUGUUCGGGAUGAAUGACAUGCUGUCCGGUGAGCACAAGGACAAGCUGGACCUUGCGGGGCUGCUGAACGUGCUGGACGGCGUGGUGGACGCCCCUGGGCGGAUGGUGGUGAUGAUCACGGAGCACCCGGAGUGGCUGGACCCUGCCCUGAUCCGUCCCGGGCGGUUCAGCGCGCGGCUGCGGUUCGACUACAUCGAGAUGGCUGCGCUGGUGAGCAUGCUUGGGCUGUACUACGGGGACGUGGUGCACGCUGCGUGCGGCGUGGGCGACGCGGUGGCUGCGGAGGAGGCGCGUGCGCGUGCGGCGCGUGCGGUACACCGGGAGCUGAGCGGCGCGCAGGCUGCUGCAGUGCGUGCUGCUGUUGCGGCGCUGGAGGCGGAGGCUGUAGCCCGCGGUGAGGGGUGCGGGUACCGCUUUCAGGUGACGCCGUGCGAGGUGGAGAUGCUGUGCAUGGAGCAGGACACGCUGGACGGUUUCUUGUCGCAGCUCGCCGCUCUGGUGCGUGGGGUGCUGACGGUGUGA
This is a messenger RNA of Leptomonas pyrrhocoris, 2258 nucleotides long. RefSeq lists its product as hypothetical. Lineage: Eukaryota; Euglenozoa; Kinetoplastea; Trypanosomatida; Trypanosomatidae. The record is from RefSeq and is a predicted model, not a curated record. The transcript has a single exon. The coding region runs from base 126 to 2258 and encodes 710 amino acids. Gene Ontology annotation, molecular function: ATP hydrolysis activity; ATP binding.